Molecule: messenger RNA, 2391 nt
Organism: Symbiodinium sp. CCMP2456
Lineage: Eukaryota; Dinophyceae; Suessiales; Symbiodiniaceae
Source: the annotation of a GenBank genome assembly
AUGUCCCAGGACAAGCUGAUUCCGACUCGCGGGGAUGGCAUCACAGCUGCAAAAGAGAUGCCAGGAGAUGUUGCAGCAAAGACGUUCAAAGUCAGGGUGAAUCUGUUUCGGAUGAACUGGACGGCUAGCAUCCACCAGUAUGGGUAUGAACUGCCGGAGACUUGGAUCCAUUCUGAGCGGAAGCUGCUUGAGAUGGGCUGGGCCGACUUGAAGCAAAACCUGUCUCAUUUUGUGGUUUUGCUACCGGGCCGCAUCUUCUCUCCCACCAAAGUGGACAAGUUCCCGAUGAAAGUAAGCGACGCGUCUGGGGGGCAAGUAGAUGUUUGCCAUGUGACCGAGAUCAGCGUGCAGAAGAUUCAAGAUGGUCUGAUGGGUCCGGCUUCCGUGGUGGGGCAGCACCUUGCUGACCAGCUAGCCGGGCAACGGCGGAUACAGAGGGUCGGAAAGCGGUUUUACAAGAACGACUGCCAGCAAGUCGAGGGACAGCACCGUGUCAUCAGUGGGUAUUCUGUGAAGCUUGCCAAGCUGGGCAGUGCUGGGCCAUUACUGCAACUUGAUGUCCUGCACAAGCCAGCCAAUACCAAUAAGAGUAUCGUAGAAGUCCUGAGAGGUUCCAUGGAAGGCACAGAUGUUUUCCAGGCACUUCCAGAGAUCAGAGCAGAAUGGCUUCGACUUUGCGUUUCCGCGACGGUGGUGACGAACUACAACUCCCGAGUGUACAGGAUAAAGCAAGUGCAUUUCGACAUGAAUCCUUCUCAAACUUUCCAGUAUCAUGUACGUGGGGGAGGUGCACAGGAAUAUACCUAUGCAGAUUACCUUUUCCAGUACUACCAAAAAACUGUAACCUUCAAGCAGCAGCCAAUCCUGGAAGCGUAUCCAGAGAAGGCCACGGAGAAAGUGUUUUUGCUGCCAGAGUUUUGCUGUCCGGUGGGUGUUACAGACGAGAUGCGGAAGGAGAAGACUGCCCUCAGUGAAGUUCUGAAGCAAAUUAAAGCUUCUCCCAUGGAGAGGCACAAUGAGAUCGUGCGUCAUGGUGAGGAGAUGGAGAAGCAGCUUCCUGAAACGCUCAAUGCCUGGGGUUGUCAUUUGGGACAGCCCAUAGAGACUCUCGAGGUAGAAGCAAAGCAACUAGAGCCUUUGCAAGUAUGUUUCUCGACGAAGCAGAUGUCUGCUAUUGAGGAGGGUAGCUUUGGCAAAUCGAUAAGAGGCGUGCAGCGGCCUGUUAUGAUCGAUCAGUGGCUUUUGUUCUAUCCGGAGACAGAUGAGAAAGUCGUGGACACUUGGCUAAAGUCUCUGCGUGAUGUCGCACAGGUGGCCUUCGGCUGCAAGCUCAAUCAGCCCACAAAGGUUUGCUAUCGCGAUCCUUUCGGCGAGCUCCAGUCGAAGAUAGUCGAGCAUAAGACCCCGAGCAUCCAGCUGAUGAUGCUGCUCAUUUCUGGCAAAUACGAGAGGAACGUAUACACUUCCUUCAAGUUGCUGGCCUGUGAGCACUACCCCUGCAUCUCGCAGGUGGUGCGCAGCGAAACCCUCGGGAAGGGCAAGACAAUCCCCAAGCAGGUCAUCCAACAGAUCCAUGCGAAGUUUGGCGGAGCCUUGUGGCAAAUAGUACAGGAGCCGGAAGAUGACUUGUUCCUUGAGUUCAAGAGGCGCCCUUUCAUGAUCCUGGGCAUUGACGUUUACCGUACUUUUGAGGGAGCUCGGUGGCUGGGCAUCUGUGCGAGUUUGGACAAGGUCUUCUCUCAGUACUACUCCAUGGCAGCCGAGUUGGAGAAGGGACCCGUGCAAAAGUGUUGGACCAGCUUGUCAGUGGAAUUGCAGCGCCUCUUCCGUGAUGCGCUCAGUGCCUUCACUGACUGCAAUGAUGGCAUCCUGCCGGAGACUAUAGUUGUGUAUCGUGCAUCAGUUAACCAGAAGGAAUGGCCGCUGGUGGAUGCGGUUGAGGUGCAGGCGCUACUUCAAGUCCUGAAUGCCGCUGCGAAACUCCGGGAAGGAUAUGUGCCCAAAGUUGUGAUGCUCGGCAUUGCAAGGAAGGCCAACAUGCGGAUCUUCAAGAGUGAUGAGGGGAACAUCAGGAACCCUCAUCCAGGUACUGUUGUGGAUGACCCUGCAGUUUGUCCGGGUCCAACCCCGGAGUUCUACAUGAUUAGCCAGGCCAUUGGCAAAGGCAGUGCUGUCCCAACCCACUACUCGGUAUUGCUUAACAAGGCUGAGAUGCCUCUGCAGAUGAUCGAGAACCUUACCAAUCGGCUCUGCCUCAUGUAUUACAAUGUUCCAUCGGGUGUCCGAGUGCCGGCACCGGUCCUCUAUGCUACAAAGAUUGCAUGCUUCUGUGGCAAUGUGAUCAAGAAGCCGCCUAGACCGCGUCUUCAGCGGACCCUGUUCUUUUUGUGA